AUGGCAUACAGCACUCCAACAUUCUUCCGCUUCCCAGUGUCCAGGAUACCCUCCUUGCCAUCGUCUACACGCACAUGUGUCUCAUACAACACACGCGUUCAGGAGUACAACUUCGAGUUCCGCGAUUCCAGCGCACAUACAAACCUCGACGCACCUGUGCCGAGUCUGCUCAGUCCCGAGGAUGGCCAGCUCAACGGUCAACUAUCGUCUACGCCCCCUCCAAAGGCAAUUCCAGACAUGGAAACGGCGCAGUCCCUGUUGAAUGAGCAGCUAGAAGUUCUAAUGCAGGCCCUCCACCAAAGAAUCAACACCAACUACCUCCAGGGUACGCUCUAUGUCGACGCCUUUGAAGAGCUCACAGCAAGCACAAUCUUCUCAGGCAUGGGCGAGCGCAUUCACGCCGACAUGCAGUACAGGCGCCCGGGCAUCGAACUGAGCGAGGUUGACCGCACAAGGAAGGCGUUCAUGGGUUUCCUUCGAACCUAUCUUCGAGACCUGGCUCAGACGAAUGCGAGAAGGAAUCACAGGGCUGGAACUUCAAGAAAAGAUCACGGCUGCAUGUGUGAGAUGGCGGAAAAGGAGGAGGAGGAGGAGGAGGAGGAGGAGGAGGAGGAGGCGGAUACUGCCAUCGUGGAAUUGACGAUGAAGCUUGAGGAGUGGAAGAAGGUUACGAGAGCGACUGUGCUUUGUUGGGGCAGCGUGGGCAAGUUCUCUAGCGAGCCUUGA
Messenger RNA from Macroventuria anomochaeta, 726 nucleotides. RefSeq lists its product as uncharacterized. Lineage: Eukaryota; Fungi; Ascomycota; Dothideomycetes; Pleosporales; Didymellaceae. The coding region runs from base 1 to 726 and encodes 241 amino acids. The transcript is spliced from 3 exons. The record is from RefSeq and is a predicted model, not a curated record.